Messenger RNA from Malassezia japonica, 2220 nucleotides. RefSeq lists its product as uncharacterized. The record is from RefSeq and is a predicted model, not a curated record. The transcript has a single exon. Bases 1 to 2220 code for a protein of 739 amino acids. Gene Ontology annotation, biological process: maturation of 5S rRNA; mRNA cis splicing, via spliceosome. Gene Ontology annotation, cellular component: U4/U6 x U5 tri-snRNP complex. NCBI's taxonomy places the organism in Eukaryota, Fungi, Basidiomycota, Malasseziomycetes, Malasseziales, Malasseziaceae.
AUGGCCGAAUUCCACAAAGAGUCGCUGACGCUGGAGGAGACGAACCGCGUGCGUAUCUCGCUCGGCCUCAAGCCGCUGGAGGACGAUGGGCCGAAGGAGACAGAGACGGAGGUAUCGGCGCCGGCGCACCAAAAAGAGGCAGAGGACGCGACGCGCGAGCGCAUCGCCAAGGCGCAGAACCGCCGCGCACUGGCGCGCCAGCUGCGUGGGCCGACGCUCGGCGAGGAGGAGCGCGACGAGGGUGCCAAGGCAUGGGUCAAGGCGCAAGGACGGCGUGCGAAGGAGAAUGCCGCGCGGAUCCUCCGGGAAAAAGAGGAGGAGGAAAAGCGCGUCCAGGCCGAGUACUCGGCGGCGGAUCUGCAAGGCCUGCGCGUGGCGCACGACCUCGACGACUUUGCCUCGGGCAACGAGCGUGUGCUUACGCUGCGUGACCAGGGAGUUCUGGAUAAUGGCGAGGACGAGCUGGUGGAUGCGAGUCUGGCACGCGCCGAGCGCGACAGGCAGAACCAGGAGCGCAAGAAAGGGCCCAAGGCCUACACGGGCCUCGACGACGACGAGUUUGAAGAGGGCGGCAAGCGUGGCGGCGUGCUUAGCAAGUACGACGACGACGCGGCGCCCGCGACGAGCUCGACCGACGCAGGUUUCCGCCUCGGCGACGCCGCGUCCACGAGCGAUAUGGCGAAGCGUGCCGAGGCCCGCCAGGCGCAGCAGGCUGCCGCCGAGGCACGGAAUGCACAGAUGACGACGCUCGACUAUCUCAAAAACGUCCCCGUGUCCGACUACGAGGCCGCGGACGUCGGCUUCAAAAAGUCCAAGAAAAAGAAGCGCCAGGCGACGCGUGUCAAAGUCGAGCCGGAGGAGGACGAGGCGCCGAUGCCGGCGGCGCCACAGGCGCCCGCGCCCCGCGAGCGUACCCUGACCGACAACCUCGUCGAUGAUGACGAGCUUGCGGCAAGCCUCGCACGCGCCCGCCGCCAAAAAGCCAAAAAGACCAUCACGCAAAUCACGCCCGAGAUGAUCGCCAAGAACCUUGCCGCGCAGCAGGCCGCCGAGGCCGCCGAGCCGCAAGAGGAGGGCAUGACGUUUGACGAGACGUCCGAGUUUGUGCGCCAGAUUGCGCAGCGUCCGGCAGAGGAGAAGAAGGAGGACAGUGUCGAUGCCUCGUCGCUGCUGGUGCCGGAGCCGAUGGAGGCAGACGAGGCAGAGGCACGCGAGGCGCCGCCCCAAGAAGCGCCGGCAGACCACUCGCAAGAGGACGUUCCGACCGAGGCCGAUGCGCACGCCGACGCGCCCGACACGCCUGCCGGCAUUCCCACCGAAGAAGAAUGGAGCGAGCUCGCGACCGAGGCGGCGCCGGACGAUCUCGCGUCCGGCGGCGUUGCUGGCGCGCUGCGUCUCCUGCGCAGCCAAGGCGUGAUCGAGGAGGCGACGCCCGAGCAGCGCGAGCGCGAAAAGAAGCAGCUGCACUACGAUGCAUGGGUCGCCGCGCAGAAAAAGGCGGACAAGCAGCACGAGCAGGAGCUGCUUGCCUCGCGCAGCGCGCCCAAGGACCAGGCGACGCGCGAGCGCGAGAACCGCAUGCGUGAGAAGCGCGAGGCGCAAGAGGCCGCGGACCGCUUCAAGGAUUAUACCCCCGACGUCAAGUUGGAAUACCACGACGAGUUUGGGCGCACGCUCUCGCAAAAGGAGGCCUGGAAGCGCCUCUCGCACGUCUUCCACGGCAAUGCACCGGGGUACAAGGCGCAGGAGAAGCGCCUGCGGCGCAUUGAAGAGGAGCGGCGUAGGGAGCGCAUGCUUGCGGGCGACACGAGCGCCAUGACCCAGGCCUUCCAGGAGCGCUCGGCGCGCACCGGACAGGCGCACAUGGUGCUGAGUGUCGGCAACAAGGACCAUGCGCCGCAGGAGAUCGACUUGCUUGGCCGCGAGCGCGAGGCGCAAAUUUCCAAGCAGCCAAAGGCGGCCAAGAAGGAGACGGGCAAGGGCAAGCGCAAAGCCCAGCCAGGUGCCUCGCCGUCGGGCCCGCCGCCGGGCCUCGCUGCGCCGCCCGCCGAGGCGCCCGAGGCGCCCGAGGCGCCGAAGCCGACCAUGAAACCUGCGUUUGCGCCCAUCUCGUCCAAGCCCGGGUUUGCGCCGGUGUCCUCUGCGCCCGCGUCCUCCUCGGCGCCCGAGGCCCCCCGCGAAAAGAUCAAGAUCUCGUUGGGAAAGCGCAAAGCGCCAUAG